Messenger RNA from Aspergillus nidulans FGSC A4, 1368 nucleotides. Its product is annotated as DUF2841 domain-containing protein. The coding region runs from base 1 to 1368 and encodes 455 amino acids. The transcript has 6 exons. The record is from RefSeq and is a predicted model, not a curated record. Lineage: Eukaryota; Fungi; Ascomycota; Eurotiomycetes; Eurotiales; Aspergillaceae.
AUGACAAGUCCCACCUAUAGGAUUGAUCCAUUGGGCCACCCUGAACUGGUAGCAAAGGACGAGGAGCACCAGGUCACGUAUGGUGAUAUGGCUGCUCAGCCAGGAUCAAAUGAGCUUCCGUGUCACCAGCCGACGCAGUUUCCACUACCUUAUUCCCGCUUCGCCGUCAUGUUCAUUGACCAUCGGGGAGAGCUCCAGGUGGAAACAUCGUCAUGCCUUGCCGGUUAUGAGAAGGCGAUUUUCACGGACGAGGUGCAAGAGAGGUUUCUAAAGUUCGUUAAUCGAGAGUGGCAGCCUAAUUUGCAGAAUAUACCAGCGAUGGGACUGCCAGCCUCUUCCUGGUAUCCUCCAACCCAACACCGACCGACAGGACUAAUUCCCUACGAAUGGCAGUCCAUCCAGGGCGAGCGACGCAGGCGCCUGCGACGCGUCGAUUCUGGUAUUGCACACUCAUGGAACCCCCCUUCCCCAAGUCCCCCUCUCAAACGAACAACACUUCGCGUUGGGCAUACUCAGCUCCUGCGGAAAUAUUAUGAGAGAGCAUUCGAAGAUUUUCAGCAGCUCAACUGCCGCGUGAUUGCAAAGGCACUGGCCAAUUUUCUGGACCCAGAGGAUACACAGCCGGACCCAGAGAAGACAAAGCCAAGGUGGUGGCCGGAAGGCGUGAAACACAAAGAGCCGGAUCAUCUUCACAAGCGUGAGCGGAUCCGGCUCCUGGUACAUAUUCUCUGCGAACUUAAAGACAGUCACGGAGUCACCGCCGCAAAACUCAAAGAUGCUGGCCUAGACGUGAGGCGGCAGAUUCAGCCAGAAAAGCGUCUGCAAGUUCUGGACGAGAUUUACUAUGUUCGCAACCAGGAAGAGCUAUAUCUGGAUGGGAAGAUCAGCGGCGACCACAUGGUCCACGUUUCGUAUGGACACAUGGAAGAAGAGGUGCAAGGUAGCGUUCUUGACCACCCUGCCUCGAGCUCAACAACGCAAACAAACCAGCAGCCGAUCCGCAGGUCAUACCGCGAUAUCCCUAUCAUCUCAGAAGACCUACCUCACCGGUCGCUAAGGAACGGCAAACGACCUGCAGACUCUGAGUGCUACCGGCCCAUCUCACCAGCCUCAUCGGCGAGUCGGAACAGUUCGCUGGAGAGGGGCGUAACAAGCUACUCCUCUGAUAUUGACCCGGCAAUACUAUCAAAGACUGAGCCCGCCAGAAACACAAGCGCAUCCCAGAGUCUCCAUCCCCAGGGACCUAGCUCAUUACCCGACAUUUACGCCCAACAAUUUGCCACGCAGCCGCAGAGUACCCAUCCUGGGUUCUGGGAUACGCUCGCGACAUCUACCGUGCACCCUCAAUUCUCUUUUUCCAGUUAUUGA